UAAUUGGAGGAGCUUGCACCUGCAUGCACGUUGGAACUGUUAGGCAUGCCUCAUUCACCUGAAAAUGCUGAAAGGAGACGAGGAGCAAUUGCAGCCUUGCGUGAACUGCUCAGACAGGGCCUUGAGGUGGAAACUUCGCGCCAAGUCCAAGACUGGCCGUGCUUCUUGAGCCAAGCACUUAAUAGGCUAAUGGCUACAGAGAUAGUUGAUCUUCUUCCAUGGGACAGUUUAGCUGUUAUACGCAAGAAUAAGAAAUCACUUGAAUCACAGAAUCAAAGGGUUGUAAUCGAUAUCAAUUGUAUCUACGUGGCGUUAAUAGCUUAUGUAGCACUUGGAUUUUCAAGCAAGCAGACAGAGUUGAUAAACAAAGCCAAAACUAUCUGCGAAUGUUUGAUAGCAUCAGAGGGAAUUGAUCUCAAACUUGAGGAAGCUUUUUGUUUGUUCCUUCUUGGACAGUGUAAUGAGGCCGAGGUCGUUGACAAGCUUCAACAGCUUGAAUUGAAUUCAAAUCCUGCUGCUCGAAAUUCAAUCUCAGGAAAGGAAAUAAAACACGUUUCUGGUGCAAAACCAUCGUUGGUGUGUCCUCUCUCUCUCUUCUAUCUUCAGAAUUCUGAUUUUUGCUGCCCUUAAAAAACUUGCUUCUGAAACUGCUUAGGUGGAUGGCUCAAUUGGGGGUAGCUUCAAUUGAUGCAUGAUGAUUUAUGGCAAGCAAUUAAAGCUGAGGCUUUGGGGCCUAAUCAUCAAGUUCAUAGCCUCUCUGACGUCCUUGAUGAAUCAAUGCUUGUUCAGUGGCAAGCUCUGGCUGAUGUGGCAAAAGCCAAGUCUUGUUAUUGGAGAUUUGUUAUGCUACAGCUGUCUGUUCUGCGAGCUGACAUUAUGUCAGACAGGAUUGGAACGGAAAUGGCAGAAAUUGAGGCUCUUUUAGAGGAAGCUGCAGAGCUUGUUGAUGAAUCUCAGCAGAAGAACCCAACUUAUUACAGUGCCUAUAAAGUUCGAUAUGUUCUAAGAAGGCAAGAUGAUGGAUCAUGGAGGUUUUGUGAAGGUGAUACUCAAACACCAUCACAAUAAUAUUCAGCCUAAUUCUGGAAGAGUAAUGCUACACACAUUCCCACUCCCAUACUCCCUGACGUGGCUUUUAAAAUCACUAUUGGAUCAAAAUUUAAUAGUGAUCCAUUCAAAAUCUAAUAGUAAUUUUAACAACCACGUUAGAGAGUGUGAAAGUGGGAGUACGGGAGUAGGAGUGUGUAGCAUUACUCAUUCUGAAACGUGAGCCUGCUAUGAGGAGUGUUCUGCUAACUCGUGUCUUUUCCGUCUUCAAUUUCUUAUCUUGCGGAGGAGGCCUGUAAAAAUGAACGUGGAGGGCAGUAGUAAGCUUUUAAAAAUGGUGAAAUGUAUAUCAUAUAAGAUGGGUUUGUUAGAAUAGGGGCAUUCAAAGGAAAUUGAAGCUGAAUUAUUUGGUUAGUGCUGACCAAGUAGUGUAAAGUGUCAAAUGACCUCAUUUAGAAUCUUUGUCAAUUCGUUUCCUAUCAAUAAUGUGAUUGCUAAUUGAGUAAUUAUGGACAAGUGAAAUCAUUUAUAGAAAGGCUCUCAAAUUCAUCAA
Molecule: messenger RNA, 1600 nt
Organism: Corylus avellana
Lineage: Eukaryota; Viridiplantae; Streptophyta; Magnoliopsida; Fagales; Betulaceae
Source: RefSeq, a predicted model, not a curated record